CAUACCGGCCAUUUGUGGAACUAUUUUUGUCGGUUCAUUGAUAGUGUUUACCGUUGUUGCAAUUAAUACUCGGUGACAAAAACUGUGCUUUUUGUGUAGACAUUUUGCUAGCAAUUUUGGAAUAUUCAGUUGACUGCGAUGAGUGAGAAGAAGUGGACGGUAGUGGGUGUAUCUGGGGUUACUUGUGGUGGAAAGACUACGUUUGCUGCGGCACUCCGAGCUGAGUUUCCAGACGCAACUGUAGUUAGUCAGGACGACUAUUUCUUGCCGCCCGACGACCCAAGACACACGCACCUUCCAGAACUGAACCACAUCAACUGGGAGAUCGCCACUGCGUUGGAUAUGGAUAGGAUGGUCAGCGAUAUACGAGAGAUUUUGACCAGAAAUCCCGGAGACGCACUUCUCAUUCUCGAAGGCUAUCUUAUCUUCACCGAUCCGUUCUUAUCUUCGCUGUGCGACCUCAAGUAUUUCUUCACAAUCUCGCCAGAAGAAUGUCGCAAACGGAGAGCCGAAAGGGCCAAAGAACCUCCUGAUCCCUCUUGGGCUUCUCUUUGGCACGACAAACCUGGAUAUUUUGAAAACGUUUUGUGGCCCGAGUAUGAACGCAAUUUGCAAGUGGCUUUGAACAUCAAUAGUGACUUGAAAUUCAUCGACGGGACAAGAACUACACAAUCCGUUGUGAACAAAGUGGCUGAAGAUGUGCAACAAGUGAUCAUGAAGAAGGCCUAUGUCCGAGGUUAAGCUGCCGCUCCUUAUAAUCGAAGGGUUCCUCAUCUUCACCGACCGCUACAUCUCGUCCAUCUGUCAACACCAGCUGUUCUUCCAGCUGACUAGGGAAGAGUGUUGGGCUCG
Messenger RNA from Macrosteles quadrilineatus (aster leafhopper), 852 nucleotides. RefSeq names its product nicotinamide riboside kinase 1-like. The transcript has 4 exons. Bases 139 to 741 code for a protein of 200 amino acids. Gene Ontology annotation, cellular component: cytoplasm. Lineage: Eukaryota; Metazoa; Arthropoda; Insecta; Hemiptera; Cicadellidae. The record is from RefSeq and is a predicted model, not a curated record.